This is a messenger RNA of Aphis gossypii (cotton aphid), 1370 nucleotides long. RefSeq names its product N-acetylglucosaminyl-phosphatidylinositol de-N-acetylase (gene PIG-L). The coding region runs from base 299 to 1111 and encodes 270 amino acids. Gene Ontology annotation, cellular component: endoplasmic reticulum. Lineage: Eukaryota; Metazoa; Arthropoda; Insecta; Hemiptera; Aphididae. The transcript has 5 exons. Gene Ontology annotation, molecular function: N-acetylglucosaminylphosphatidylinositol deacetylase activity. Gene Ontology annotation, biological process: GPI anchor biosynthetic process. The record is from RefSeq and is a predicted model, not a curated record.
GGCGUUAGCGUACUAGAUUACUGAUUAUAGUAUUGUAGACCACUAAACUCGUAGAUGCUUAGAUUUUUAGAAUUUUAGAACGUCACUCUCUGAAUAUUUGAUAUUUUCAAUUUUGCUUUUGCUAAUCUGCUCAUUGUCAAUUGUCAUUAUUGAUCAACGAACAUGGGACUUUGAAAUUAUUUGUACAUACCUAUUCCCCCUUGCUUUAAAGUCGGCAUAGUAUUUAAUAAUUAUAGUAAACAGUAUUAAGUAUUAUUGAACAUCAACAUAUCGAUCCUAUUAACCGUCUAAGAAUACAAUGUUGUACAAAAUAUUUCAUCAAAACAUUUUCGAAGUCAUAGACCUGAGUUCGGCUAUGUUCAUGACAGCAUCGGUUCUCGUCGUUGGAUACGUCUGGACGUGUAUGCGAGCGUCUCGCAGGCAGAAGAUGCUCGAGUUAGAGAACACACCGCACAGGGUGUUAUUGAUCACAGCACAUCCCGAUGAUGAAUGUAUGUUUUUUGGUCCAGUCAUACAGAAGCUGUCAAAAAUGAAAGAUGUACACCUUUUCUUGAUGUGUCUGUCCGUUGGUGACUAUGAAGGUAAGGGAUCACAGCGCAAAGCUGAACUGUACGAUAGCUGCAAGAUAUUGGGCAUUGAAGAGGGAAAUAUACUGUUGUGCAAGAAUACUUUGCUUCCGGACAACCCACGAGUGGACUGGGACACAAUUUUACUGUCUGAUAAGAUUGCUGAGCAUGUAGAACAAUUAGAAAUCGAUACUGUUUUGACAUUUGACAGUUAUGGUGUUAGUGGUCAUCGAAAUCAUAUAUCAAUAUACUUAGCAUUAUUCCAUUUGGUUUACAACAAAUUACUUCCAAGUUAUGUUUACAAUUUAGACUGCCAUUUAUAUUCACUGGAUUCAGUCAACACUUUACGGAAAUAUGUCAAAUGUAUUGAUGUGUUAUUCAAUAACACCUCAGACUUUAAAUGUACUAUUUCAACAACAGAACAAAAUUGUGUUACAAAAGCAAUGCAAGCACAUGAUUCUCAGUACAUUUGGUUCAGAAAACUAUAUAUGAAAUUUUCUAGAUAUACUAGAGUAAACACCUUUACUACCAUUUCUGCUGAUUAACUUUUGACUUAUAAGUUAUAACCAUAGAAUAAUAUUAGGUAGUUUUUAUUUAUUUAUGCAUUUAAGUAGUUCAUGACUGUGAUAAUUUAAUUACUAUAACAGUUUUAUUAUUUCUCUUUAUUGGCAAUUAUUGUUGUUUAUUUAUUUUUUUGUACAGUUUUUAUCUUCCAAAUAAUUAUUUAAUUGUUGUAAUUUUGUAAUUAAAAAUUAAAAUUCCAAAAUGUAAUACUGAAAUAAAUUAUGAUUUUGUUUUAACCAA